Messenger RNA from Actinia tenebrosa (Australian red waratah sea anemone), 10997 nucleotides. Its product is annotated as dynein axonemal heavy chain 2. Gene Ontology annotation, cellular component: dynein complex. Gene Ontology annotation, molecular function: ATP binding; minus-end-directed microtubule motor activity; ATP hydrolysis activity. The record is from RefSeq and is a predicted model, not a curated record. Gene Ontology annotation, biological process: microtubule-based movement. Lineage: Eukaryota; Metazoa; Cnidaria; Anthozoa; Actiniaria; Actiniidae.
GAUGGCGGAUUCUUGUGUUUGAAACCCUGUAAAAGUUUAACGAUAAGUAACCAAGAGAGCCAGCUCUUGUAUUAUAUUUAAGAUAUUUUUGUAUACAUCUUAAUGUUUUGGCGCUUGAAAAUAGCUAAAUUGUACAGAGGAAUUUUGCUUGAUCAAGUUUGAAAGUUGGUGUUCAUGGGAUUGUCGUGUUGUUGACAUCGUUUACUAAGACAUUAAGCAAGAAAAGAAAUACUGAAAAAGCAGAGUAAAUAUGGAUCCUGAAGCCCAAGAGACGGGAAGUGUUAAUUUAAGUACUGGAGAUGAUAAUUCUGAUACAAAUGCAUUGGAAUCAAGUCAAGCUGUUUCUGAAAAACAUAAAAAUGGCAGCUCGUCACCAUCCGAGAAUGGAGUUGAUGGAGAGAGAGGCGCUGUCGACGAUCAUGGAAGUACAGGCUCUGGAGGAAAAGAAUUUGACCCUGCUGAAAUGAUCUCAAUGAUUAAAGAAAGAGUAACAUUGAGCUCCUUAACAUCAGACCUCUGGACAACAGAACAUGAUGAUACCAUACUAAAAUUCAUUAACGAUCCUAACUUACAAGUACUUGUUGCAUAUAUGGACAAGCUUCUUGGACUACAGGUAUCAACCUCAAUACCUCCGCAUCAAGUUGAAGAGCUAACUUACAUUAUACGAUCAGAAGCAGCCAUUCUCACUGCUGAAAACCUGGAAAAAAACCUCCAGUUUGGCACAGUUCAUAUGAAUUAUGUGGAAGGUUUACUGCGAUUGAUGUCAAAUCUUUAUGGGCCAUUGUUUUUUGGAAAGAUGAAUUGGCCAGAUAGCAUCAAAAAUGACUUUUCAGCCCAGGUUCAUAAGUUCAUGGCUAAUCUAACAGACACCAGAUACAAGAUGCAGGGGAAAACAGUCUUAUAUGUACCAAAUGAAAAUACUCAUCUCUCUAAAGAAGCAGCGGCAAAAAGCAAGGAGUUUGUCCAAAGACUAGAAACUGCAAUGAUUCACUGGACAAGGCAGAUCAAAGAGGUACUCAGUAGCCAGGAUAACUUUGAGACAGCCGAGAACUCUGGUCCUCUGGAAGAAAUAGAGUUUUGGAGAAGCCGAUGUGCUGAUCUCUCAGGAAUCAGUGAACAGUUGGACAAGCCUGGGGUCAUGAGGAUUCAAAGUAUCCUAGAACUGUCAAAGUCCUCUUAUGUUGCUCCAUUCCUGAAACUCUCCAAGCAAAUACAGAAUGGAUCAGCCCAGGCCCAAAGCAAUCUCAAAUUUCUUUCAAUCCUGAAAGCACCUUGUGAGGAUCUUGCACAAGCUCAGCCUAAAGACAUUCCUCCAAUGCUCCCAAAGAUCUUGAACAGCAUUAGAGUGAUAUGGGUGAACUCUGAACAUUACAACACUGCAGAAAGACUUACUGGACUCUUGAGAAAGGUGAGUAAUGAGAUAAUCAAGAGAUGCAGCACAAAGAUUUGUCUGGAUGACAUUUUCGACGGUCGCAUAAGAAUAAGCAUGUUAGGACUGCAGGAAAGCAUAGAAUGCUGUGAAGCCUGGAAGGAAAUCUAUGAAAAGAUAAGAAGAAUGCAUGCCAAAUUGUCUGGUCACCUUUGGAUUCUUGACCAAAGCAGUAUUUUUGCACAAGUUGAUGCAUUUGUACAAAGAUGCAAGGACCUUCUUGAGGUUUGUGAAGGUCAAAUGCACUUUGCCAGAAUGUAUGAUGGUGAAAAGGCUCCACUGCCUUGCUUCCAUGGAGUGAGAGGACCAGAAAUUGUCAGAAGUCUGCUGGAGAUUGAAGCAACAUUUGAGAAGAACCUACAGAUUCUCAAAGCUGUCAAGAAAACGAUUCUCGAUGUUAAGGCAACGACUUGGCAUGAUGAUUUUAACAGAUUCCGAGCUGGAGUCAAGGAUUUAGAAGUAAUGGUUCAGAACCUGAUUGCAUCAGCAUUUGAGAGUGUUACAACAGUACAAGAAGGGCUAGAGAUUUUGGAUAUUUUCCAGCAUCUGUCUUCUAGAGAGGCUAUCAGAAGAACCAUAGACAAGAAGACUGUAGAGGUAUUUCAGCUGUUUAACGAAGAGUUAAAUCUGGUCAAGAAGGAGUUCAACACCAAGACAGUUGAUCUACCUGCCAUGUACCCUAAGUAUGCUGGAUCAGCAAGCUGGGCUAGAAUGCUAAGAAGAAGAAUAGAUAAACCCAUGGAGGUUCUUGACAAAGCUUUCUUCUUGCCCCAAAUUGGUUCUGGUGAUGAGAUUAGAACCCAGUAUCAGCAGCUGGCUCAGGCUCUAGAUGAGUUUGUCAGAAAAACCUUCAAUGAAUGGACUGCAACUGUGGACAAAGAAUCAGCUAAACUUCUUGAAAUUCCUCUGAUGAAGAGAAACCAAGAAAGAACUGGAACCCUUGAUCUCAACUUUGACAAGAUUUUACUCAAGCUUAUCAAUGAAAUCCACUACUGGGAGAAACUGAUGUUUGAGACACCUCACUAUGUGUCUGAGAUGUACCAGAAGAAGGAAGACCUAAGAAUACUGAGAGAAAAUGUCUUACUUGUUAUCAGAGACUACAACAGGAUUAUAGCAGUGUUGUCUCCCGAAGAACGCAGUCUUUUCAAAGAGAGAAUUCGCUCACUGGACAAAAAGAUUCAUCCAGGUCUAACCAAGCUGACAUGGGCUUCCAAGGGCAUAUCAGAUUACUUUAUUGGCGAAUGCAGAAACAACUGCAGCAAGGUCCAAGGUAUAGUUGAUGACUACAAGAACGCUAACCUGUUGAUAUCCAAGAACUGUGUGAAGAUCAGUGAGAUGCUUCUGGUCAAGAUUGAUGGCAAGAGGGUGUAUGACAACCUGGAGUUUGAAGAUGAACAGAAAAAUCACAUGUCCAUAAUCCAAACGAGACUUCAAGUGACUCACAUGGAUAUCGUGGGAACCAUGAAAAGUACCUAUGAAGUAUUCAAGAACGAUGGACAAGAGGUUCAAGCUCAUUGGUUACGCUACACAGAGAAGAUAGACCGUAUGGUAGAAGAGGCCUUUAGAUUAAACGUCAAAUGGUCUUUACAAGAACUUUCCAGAGCCAUCAAUGGUGAUGGUAAAAGUAUCCCUAACCCAUUACUGAGGGUCAAAGUUGUGCUGGAAGGCGACAAGGUGGAGUUCUCGCCCACUUUAACUAAGCUAGCCAGUAUGAUGGAACAUAUCGCCAGCUCCCUGACAACUUGUCUCUCAAUAUUCAAACGGUUGCCAGACCUUCUCGCCAAAAAGAAAUCUUCCAAGGAGCCUGUACACAUUAUCAUUGAACGAGAUGACGAGACCAAAAAGAUCCAAGUUAGUAUCAAGACGGGCAUGUCAGCUAAUGCUUCACAUCUACAGUCAUACCUCAGCACAUGGGACACGUAUCGUGAAAUCUGGGAGAUUCAGAAGGAUGCGUUCAUCAGGAGAUAUCAGCGACUAAAUCCACCCGUGUCUUCAUUUGAUGCAGAUAUUGCUCGGUAUACUGAGAUCGCUAACAACUUCCAGAAAGAGGAGACAGUCUUGAACAUUGAUUUUGUCAUGUUAGAUUGUUCACCCCUUAAGUUUGCAUUGCUAAGUCACUGCAAUGAAUGGCAGAGCAAGUUUACUACACUCCUGCGUGAGAUGGCCAGUCAGAAGCUGAUUGAGCUCCAUAACUUCCUGAAAGAGAAUGCUAAGAAAUUAAGCGCACCACCAGAGAACUUAGAUGAACUGGGUGAGAGCCUUGCCCUUUUAGAGCGGCUCCAGAACGACCUGAAGAAUAUCGAGGCCAAAUUCCCUCCUCUUCAUGAACAGUUUCUUAUUCUCGAGAAAUACGAAGUGCCCAUACCUGAAGAGGUGCAAGAGAUGCUUGAUCAGUUGAGCGGUGAGUGGGUGUCGUUCCAGCAGUGCUUGAUUGACAGCGAUAUCAUGUUGAAGAAGAGCAAAGAGAAAUUCAAGACGGGUCUUAUUAUUUCAUCUGAGGAGUUCAAGAAGACUGUUGGUGGCCUGUUUGAGGAGUUCCAGACAAAGGGUCCAUUUAGCAGUGCCAUUGCAGUCAAAGAUGCACUAGAUCAAGUCAAACAAUAUCAUGAGCAAGUCCACAGCCUCAAGAACCAAGAAACAACUUUGCGCCGUGGUUUAAACAUAUUCAAGAUAGAACAAGCACCAUCUAAAGAUCUCCAGGGAUUGGAGAAAGAUCUGGAGCAUCUUGAACAAAUCUGGUCUAUUACUAGUGAAUGGGAAGGUCUCUGGGACACGUGGAAAGGUGGUCGUUUUACCGAGUUGGUCACUACAGAUAUGGAGAUGACCUCGCAGACGUUAUUUAAGAGACUGAAUAAAACCAUUAGGGAAGUUAAGGACAAGAAUUGGGACAUCUGCGAUUCAAUCAAGUCUCGUAUCGAGCAGUUCAAGAGAACCAUGCCACUCAUUCAGGACCUUAAGAACCCUGCUAUGAGAGAAAGACACUGGAAUCAGAUCAAGGGAGAAGUACAGAAACCAUUUGAUCAGAAUGCUGAUGACUUUACCCUGGAGAAAAUUAUUGAGCUUGGUUUGGAUCAGUUUGUUGAUAACAUCAGUGAUAUAUCUGGUGCAGCAAGCAAAGAGUUGUCUAUAGAACAAGCCAUUGCUGGUAUCGCACAAGCUUGGGAACAAAUUAAUCUUGAUAUCGGUCCGUACAAAGAUCGUGGACACUUCAAACUCAAAGCCACAGAUGACGUCUUCCAGCAGCUGGAAGACAACCAAGUCACACUGUCGACCAUGAAAGCAUCCAGAUACGUCAAAGCCUUUGAAGCUGAGGUCGAUAAAUGGGAAAGAACUCUGUCUCUAAUCCUGGAAGUGAUAGAGAUGAUCCUGACUGUACAGAGACAAUGGAUGUACCUUGAGAACAUUUUCCUCGGGGAAGACAUCAGAAAACAGCUUCCGAGAGAAUCGGCAGAGUUUGACGAUGUGAACGCACACUGGAAGGUUAUCAUGCAGCGGUUGAACAAGGACCCCAACGCCCUCAGAGGAACUCACCAUGAAGGUCUUCUAGAGAGAUUGAAUGAGAUGAACACUAAACUGGAAGAGAUCCAGAAGUCUUUAGACAUGUACUUGGAGACUAAAAGACAGAUCUUCCCUCGGUUUUACUUCCUGUCUAACGACGAUCUGCUGGAGAUUCUUGGCCAGUCCAAGAACCCAGAAGCUGUUCAAGCGCAUCUUAAGAAGUGUUUCGACAACAUAAGGUCCCUCAAAAUGGCAAAGAUGGGCAUCACUCAAAAGACGGAGGCAGUUGGUAUGUACUCUGCUGACGGUGAAUAUGUGGAGUUUGGUCAUUCGGUUCUCCUGGAGGGUCCUGUGGAGGCAUGGCUGUGUGACGUUGAAAGAAGCAUGAGGUGGACACUGAAGGAAUUACUGAAACACUGUCGACUGGCUUUGAAGAAGAACUUAAGCAAGAGAGAUAAAUGGAUCAAAGAAUGGGCAGGACAGUUAACGAUCACGUCCAGUCAAAUCCAGUGGACCAGUGACUGUAAUAAAGCACUGAGUAGCACUAAGGAACGAGGGGACAAAAAGGCAUUGAAGAGCUUCAAGAAGAAACAGGUUUCGAUGCUUAAUAAAUUCUCCGAAAUGAUUCGUGGUAACCUAACCAAGCUUCAGCGUCUUAAGAUCGUUGCCUUGGUAACCAUCGAGGUCCAUGGCCGUGACGUCAUCGAGAAGCUCAUCAAAUCAGGAUGUAGUAACGUGUCUGCGUUUGAAUGGCUCAGUCAGUUACGUCUUUACUGGGACAAGGAUAUUGAUGACUGUGUUGUACGUCAAACUAACACACAGUUCCAGUAUGGUUAUGAAUAUUUGGGGAACUCUGGACGUCUUGUCAUCACCCCCCUGACUGACAGGUGUUACAUGACCCUAACCACCGCACUUCACCUUCACCGUGGUGGUAGCCCCAAAGGACCUGCUGGUACAGGCAAGACUGAGACAGUAAAGGAUCUCGGGAAAGCAUUGGGUAACUACGUCAUCGUAGUUAAUUGUUCCGAGGGUCUUGACUUCAAGAGUAUGGGUCGUAUGUACAGCGGUUUAGCUCAGACCGGUGCAUGGGGCUGCUUUGACGAGUUCAAUCGUAUCAACAUCGAGGUACUGUCUGUAGUAGCACAACAGAUCCUGUCCAUCCUCUCCGCCUUGUCAGCUGGGGCAACCCGUUUUGUGUUUGAAGGACGUGAGAUCAACCUUGUCUGGUCAUGUGGCAUCUUCAUCACCAUGAAUCCAGGUUAUGCUGGUCGUACCGAGCUACCUGAUAACUUGAAGAGCAUGUUCAGACCUAUCUCGAUGUGUGUGCCAGACUCGGGCAUGAUCGCCGAGAUUAUCCUCUUCGGUGAAGGCUUUAAUAAUACCAAGAUACUCGCCAAAAAAGUCUACACUCUGUAUUCCCUGGCAGUUCAACAACUCUCCAAACAAGAUCACUAUGACUUUGGUCUCCGUGCUUUGACUUCUGUACUACGCUAUGCAGGACGUAAGAAGAGAGCGAACCCUGACAUGUCUGAUGAAGAGAUUUUACUGAUGUCCAUGAAGGACAUGAACGUUGCCAAGCUUACCUCACAAGACGCUCCCCUGUUUAAUGGGAUCGUGUCUGAUCUCUUCCCUGGUGUAGAAGCACCUGUUAUCGAUUAUGGAAAGCUUCGUUCUGCAAUAGAGAAGGAGUUAAAGGAAGCUGGCCUACAAGUAACGCCUUCUUCUCUCCUCAAAGUCAUCCAGUUAUAUGAAACAAAGAACUCAAGACAUUCUACUAUGAUUGUCGGUCAGACUGGUUCUGGUAAAAGUGUGUGUUGGAAAAUCUUACAAUCAGCAAUGACAAGACUGAAGCGUGAUGGUGAAUCUGGUUACAACGUAGUCAGGGAGUUUCCAAUCAACCCUAAGGCUCUGUCCCUUGGUGAGCUUUACGGCGAAUUUGACUUGAACACUAAUGAAUGGACUGAUGGUGUACUAUCUAGUGUCAUGAGGCAGACUUGUGCCGACGAAAAAUCGGACGAGAAGUGGAUAUUAUUUGAUUCUCCUGUCGACACGUUAUGGAUCGAGUCCAUGAACUCCGUUAUGGAUGACAACAAGGUGUUGACCCUCAUCAAUGGUGAACGUAUCAGUAUGCCAGAACAGGUGUCUCUACUGUUUGAAGUCGAGAAUCUUGCCGUGGCUUCCCCAGCCACUGUCAGUCGUUGUGGUAUGGUAUACACCGACUACAAGGACCUCGGGUGGCAACCGUACGUCGACUCGUGGUUAGAAAGACGCACAGACCGCUCAUCAAUUGAACAUCUUCAACGGCUGUUCGAGAAGUUUGUUCCAAAAGUACUGGAAUUCAGGCGACGUAACUGUAAAGAACCCAUCCCUACAUCAGAACUUAAUUCUGUAGCCUCGUUAUGUAUUCUCUUUGAUGCGUUAGCAACUGAAGCCAACGGGGUUGUAUCUCAUGACGAGAGUUAUGUCCGCAUGAUUGAACUUUGGUUUCUUUUCUCUCUGAUUUGGUCCAUCUGCGCCUCUGUCGACGAGGAAAGCAGAAAGAAGAUGGACAACUUCUUGCGAGAACUGGAAGGACAGUUCCCAGCAAAGGACACAGUGUAUGAAUACCACGUGGACAUCAAGCAGAAGACCUGGGCAUCAUGGGAAGACAAGCUGAGAGCCGGCUGGCGAUACAACCCAAGUGUGCCAUUUUACAAGAUAAUGGUACCAACGGUCGACACCGUUCGCUAUGACUUCUUAGUCUAUAACCUAAUCCAAGCCAAGCAACCGGUUUUACUGGUUGGACCUGUUGGUACUGGUAAGACAUCAGUCGUUCAGAAGGUACUGCAGCGCCUAGACCCUAAGAUCUACAGUCUACUGGUCAUCAACAUGUCUGCUCAAACCACCUCCAAUAACGUGCAGGAUAUCAUUGAGAGCAAGGUUGAGAAGAGGACUAAAGGCAUCUACGUACCGAUUGGCGGCAAACAAAUGAUCACCUUCAUGGAUGACUUCAACAUGCCGGCUAAAGACACGUUUGGAUCGCAGCCUCCACUCGAGCUUAUGAAACUGUGGUUAGACUAUGGAUUCUGGUAUGAUAGGACGAAACAAACCAUCAAACACGUGAAGGACAUGCAUCUUCUGGCAGCCAUGGGACCUCCUGGUGGUGGUCGUAUGGUGAUCUCCAAGAGACUUCAGAGUCGAUUCAACCUGAUCAACAUGACCUUCCCUCAAGAGAGUCAGAUAAAGCGAAUCUUCGGCACCAUGAUCAACCAGAAACUGCAGGACUUUGAAGAAGAUGUCAAAGCACUUGGUGAUAUCAUGACUCAGGCUACCAUUGAUAUCUAUAACACCAUCGUGGCCAAGAUGUUACCAACACCUACCAAGAUUCAUUACUUGUUCAACUUGAGAGACAUUUCCAAGAUCUUCCAAGGUCUUCUGCGAGCCAAUAAAGACCUUCACGACACGAAGACAAGCAUAUCUAGACUAUGGGUACACGAGAAUUUCAGGGUGUUUGCAGACCGUCUAGUAGACACACAAGACAGAGAAUCAUUCGUAUCUCUACUGAGUGACAAGCUAGGCAGCAUGUUCGACUUGACCUACCAUAACCUGUGCCCUAAUAAACUACCACCCAUCUUUGGUGACUUCAUGAAGGACGGCUCAGUGUACGAAGAUCUGACUGACUUUAAGGCGCUCAAGAAGUUCAUGGAAGACCAGUUAGAGGACUACAGCAUGGAACCAGGCGUAAUACCUAUGGACCUCGUACUCUUCCGGGACGCUAUUGAACACGUCACACGUAUCAUAAGAGUGAUAGGACAGCCCAGGGGUAACAUGUUACUGAUUGGUAUUGGUGGCAGCGGUAGACAGAGCUUGACUCGCCUUGCUUCGUACAUCAUCGAGUAUAAGGUCUUCCAGAUUGAGGUCACUAAACACUACAGGAUCAUAGAAUUCAGAGAUGAUAUCAAGCGACUUUACUACAUGGCUGGUGUAGAGAAUAAACCAACUGUCUUCCUGUUCACCGACACGCAAGUCUUGGAGGAGACGUUCCUAGAAGAUAUUAACAACAUUCUCAGUAGUGGAGAGGUGCCUAAUCUGUACAAACCAGACGAGUUUGAGGAGGUUCGUACAGCUCUAUCUGAUUCCGCUCGUAAGGAUGGAAUCGCAGAUACUCCAGAGUCCAUGUUUGCUUACUUCAUCGAAAGAGUGCGUAAUAACUUACACAUUGUGUUGUGUAUGAGUCCUGUUGGUGAUCCAUUCAGGAAUCGUAUUCGUAUGUACCCAGCAUUCGUAAACUGUACGACAAUCGACUGGUUUAGUGAAUGGCCUCAAGAUGCUCUCCUGGAAGUGGCUGAAAAAUACCUGGAACACAUCGAUGUUGGUGAUGAUGAAUUAAAGCCGGCUGUGGCCGAAGUGUUCGUGGUCGUUCAUCGGUCGGUGGUCGAUAUGUCCAGCCGCAUGAUGUUAGAGGUUAAGAGACACAACUACGUAACGCCUACUAACUAUUUGGAGCUUGUGUCAGGUUACCAGACUCUUCUUAAGGAGAAGAAGAAAGAGCUGGGCGAUGCGGCGAGUAAACUGAGGAAUGGAUUGGAGAAGAUUGAUGAUACUAGAGCAAAGGUCGAGGUGAUGUCGGUGGAGCUGGAAGAAGCAACACUCAAAGUCAACGAAUUCCAGAAGCAGUGCGAGGAAUAUCUAGUUGUCAUUGUGCAACAGAAACGAGACGCUGACGAACAGCAGAAAAUCGUCCAAGCCAGAAGCGAGAAGAUCGCCGAAGAAGAAGAGAAAUGCCGCAGUAUGGCAGAGAACGCUCAAAAAGAUCUCGACGAAGCCAUCCCUGCUUUACAGGAAGCCAUGAAAGCUCUCGAGUCAUUGAACAAGAAAGACAUGACUGAAAUCAAGUCGUAUGGCAGACCCCCUGCCUUGGUAGAAAAGGUCAUGGAAGCGGUGAUGAUUCUGAGAGGCGCAGAACCCACUUGGGCGGAGGCAAAGAGACAGCUCGGUGAUGGUAACUUCAUCAAACAGUUAGUAAACUACGACAAAGACAACAUGACUGAUCGUGUACUGAAGAAGAUCGGCACAUACUGCUCUCAGUCAGACUUCCAGCCUGAGAUCAUUGGUCGUGUGUCUUUAGCUGCCAAGUCACUGUGCAUGUGGGUCAGGGCCAUGGAGGUGUAUGGACGAAUAUACAGGGUAGUGGAACCAAAGAGGCAGAGGUUGAACCAGGCUACACAACAGUUAGCAGAGAAACAGGCUAUAUUAGCUGAUGCCAAAGCGAAGCUCAAAGAGGUCACAGAUCGUAUGGAGGAACUAAAGAGACAAUACGACGAGAAAUCAGCUCAGAAGGAAGAACUGCGUAAGAAAGCAGAGAUGCUCGAAAUCAAACUUGAUCGCGCUGGCAAGCUAGUGUCUGGUUUGGCUGGAGAAAGAGAUCGUUGGGAAGCUAGCGUAUCUAUUCUGGACGAGAACAUUGGAUACCUGGUGGGUGACUGUCUGAUAGCUGCGGCUUUCUUGUCUUACGCUGGUCCGUUCUUGUCCAACUACAGAGAUGAACUCGUUGAGAAAACAUGGCUUGCACAGGUCCGGCAGUGUAACUUACCUUGUAACCCAAACUUUAGCUUCUCGUUGUUCCUGGCCAAGCCCACUACUGUACGAGAAUGGAACAUACAGGGCUUGCCGUCUGAUGCCUUUUCUACUGAAAACGGUGUUAUCGUCACUAGAGGCAAUAGAUGGCCUCUAAUGAUCGAUCCUCAAGGACAAGCGCUCAAAUGGAUCAAAAAUAUGGAAACAAAGAAGGGUCUGAACAUCAUUGACUUGCAGCAGCAUGACUAUCUAAGAACUCUAGAGAAUGCUGUACAGUUUGGUAACCCUGUGCUUCUACAGAACGUUCAGGAAGAGCUUGAUCCAUCGUUAGCUCCAAUCCUCAACAAGUCACUUAUAAAAGUUGGCGGUCGUUAUCUAAUCAAGCUUGGUGACAAGGAAGUAGAGUACAGCCCUGAUUUCAGGUUCUACAUCACUACUAAACUAAGUAACCCGCACUAUACUCCUGAGAUAUCCACCAAGACAACCAUAGUCAACUUUGCUGUCAAGGAACAAG